AUUCCCCUGCCUCCACCUUCUUCCUCCUCACCCCAUCUAUAACCCUGUCUGCACCUCCUUCAUUUUCCCUUUUUUCCUCCACCAAAAAUGACUCUCUAACCUCAAUCUCAAUCUCAAUCUCACAUGUCGAAACCCUACAACAACAACAACCGAAAACGCUCAUCUACCACCUGCACACCACCACCACAAGCCACCACCGGACCACCUCACUUCUCAACAAUGAAGAAGGCCAAAUCGCAAGCUCUAAAUUGCUCUCAAUUCGAUAACAAUUCGCCUCUGCAGGAUCAUCCUUCUUCUAUGCUCGUAGAUCCGACUGAAAACGACGCCGUUCGCGCCUCCGCUGCCGGUGGAUUCACCGCCAAUUUGGCGCGGAAAAAAGCUACGCUGCCUCAGCCUGCUAAGAAGCUUGUGAUUAAGCUGGUUAAAGCUAAACCAACGUUGCCAUCAAACUUUGAGGAGACUACAUGGGCAGUCUUGAAGUCAGCAAUUAGUGCUAUAUUCUUGAAGCAGCCAGAUCCGUGUGAUUUGGAGAAGCUUUAUCAAGCGGUCAAUGAUCUUUGUCUCCACAAGAUGGGGGGAAGUCUAUACCAACGGAUCGAGAAAGAGUGUGAGGCCCACAUAUAUUCCGCUAUACAAUCAUUAGUCGGUCAAAGCGAAGACCUAGUUGUUUUUCUAUCACUUGUGCAAAAAACCUGGCAAGAUUUCUGUGACCAGAUGUUAAUGAUCCGUGGUAUCGCGCUGUAUCUUGACCGUACAUACGUGAAACAAACUCCAUCCGUCCGAUCAUUAUGGGACAUGGGACUUCAACUCUUCUGGAAGCAUCUGUCACAAGCUUCAGAAGUUGAACACAAAACCGUUUUCGGCCUUCUCAAAAUGAUAGAGAGUGAAAGAUUAGGUGAAGCUGUUGAUAGAACACUUGUGAGCCAUCUGUUGAAGAUGUUCACUGCGUUAGGCAUUUAUUCCGAGAGUUUUGAGAAACCGUUUCUUGAAUGUACAUCAGAAUUCUAUGCUGCUGAAGGAGUGAAGUACAUGCAACACUCAGACGUCCCAGAUUAUUUGAAACACGUGGAGGUAAGGCUGCAUGAAGAAAACGACAGAUGUCUACUAUAUCUUGAUGCUAGUACAAGAAAACCGCUGGUAGCAACUGCUGAAAAACAACUCUUGGAGCUCCAUAUAUCUGCAAUACUUGAUAAGGGUUUCACAAUGUUGAUGGAUGGUAACCGGACUCAUGAUCUACGAAGGAUGUAUACACUUUUCUCUAGAGUAAACGCCCUUGAAUCCUUAAGACAUGCGCUAAGUUCAUACAUCAGAAAAACCGGGCAGGGGAUUGUAACCGAUGAAGAAAAGGACAAAGAUAUGGUGUCUUCUCUCUUAGAGUUCAAAAUGUCUCUUGAUAAAAUAUGGGAAGAUAGCUUCUCGAAGAAUGACGUUUUUAGCAACACGAUUAAAGAGGCGUUUGAGCAUUUAAUCAAUCUCCGACAGAAUCGUCCUGCUGAACUGAUUGCGAAGUUUUUGGAUGAGAAACUUCGUGCUGGAAAUAAGGGUACGUCUGAAGAAGAAUUGGAGGGCACCCUUGAUAAAGUCUUGGUUCUCUUUAGAUUCAUACAGGGUAAAGAUGUGUUCGAGGCGUUCUAUAAAAAGGAUCUUGCAAAAAGGCUUCUUUUAGGAAAGAGUGCGUCUAUUGAUGCUGAAAAGUCAAUGAUCUCCAAGCUGAAAACCGAAUGUGGAAGCCAGUUCACCAACAAGCUUGAAGGCAUGUUUAAGGACAUAGAGUUAUCAAAGGAGAUAAACGAAUCAUUCAAGCAAUCAUCUCAAGCUAGGUCAAAACUACCUUCGGGAAUCGAGCUGAGUGUUCAUGUUUUAACAACCGGUUACUGGCCUACAUAUCCACCAAUGGAUGUCCGCCUUCCUCAUGAGUUGAAUGUUUAUCAGGACAUUUUUAAAGAGUUCUACUUAAGCAAGUAUAGCGGUAGGCGGUUAAUGUGGCAAAAUUCUUUAGGUCACUGUGUCUUGAAAGCAGAAUUCCCAAAAGGAAAAAAAGAAUUGGCGGUUUCUUUAUUUCAGACGGUUGUUCUGAUGCUGUUCAACGAUGCGCAAAACCUUAGUUUUCAAGAUAUCAAAGAUGCUACUAGCAUUGAGGACAAGGAACUAAGGAGAACUCUGCAGUCACUUGCUUGUGGAAAAGUCCGCGUUCUUCAAAAGAUACCGAAGGGUAGGGAAGUGGAUGAUAAUGAUUCAUUCAUGUUCAAUGACGGGUUUACCGCUCCUCUUUAUCGUAUAAAGGUUAAUGCUAUCCAGCUGAAGGAAACUGUGGAAGAAAAUGCAAGCACUACAGAGAGAGUUUUCCAAGAUCGUCAAUAUCAGGUUGAUGCUGCUAUUGUUCGGAUAAUGAAAACUAGGAAGAUUCUGAGUCACACACUUCUGAUAACCGAACUCUUCCAGCAGCUCAAGUUUCCUAUAAAACCAGUGGACUUGAAGAAGAGGAUUGAAAGCUUAAUUGACAGGGAGUAUUUAGAGAGAGAUAAGAACAAUCCUCAGAUAUACAAUUACUUGGCAUGAACACAAGUCAAUUUAUGUAAAUUGAUAGCUUUUGUUUUCGUUGCGAAAAACUCUAACCCGUCCAUGUGCUUUCGUUCUUCUGUUGUAGCAUCUUAAUCAACCCUUACACAGUUACACGAGCGUGUUUUUUUCAGAA
Molecule: messenger RNA, 2695 nt
Organism: Helianthus annuus (common sunflower)
Lineage: Eukaryota; Viridiplantae; Streptophyta; Magnoliopsida; Asterales; Asteraceae
Product: cullin-4
Exons: 17
Coding region: 124-2559 (811 amino acids)
Biological process (GO): protein ubiquitination; ubiquitin-dependent protein catabolic process
Cellular component (GO): cullin-RING ubiquitin ligase complex
Molecular function (GO): ubiquitin protein ligase binding
Source: RefSeq, a predicted model, not a curated record